Molecule: messenger RNA, 2016 nt
Organism: Momordica charantia (bitter melon)
Lineage: Eukaryota; Viridiplantae; Streptophyta; Magnoliopsida; Cucurbitales; Cucurbitaceae
Source: RefSeq, a predicted model, not a curated record
AUGACCGAAGCCGAGACUAGAUACCCUCAGAUGGAGAAGUUGGCUCUCGCUUUGGUCACCUCGGCCCGACGACUUAGACCAUACUUCCAAGCCCAUACGGUGGUGGUGCUCACUAACUUGCCCCUUAAAAGUAUCUUCCACAAGCCGGAAGCUUCCGGACGCCUAAUGAAGUGKGCAAUAGAGYUAAGUGAGUACGACAUCCAGUUCGMACCCAGAACUGCGUUGAAAGGACAAGYAGYGGCARAUUUCAUAGCCGAGCUCACACCACCUUCCGAGCUGAGCGAGUCCGACCUACCUUGGACAGUAUAUGUCGACGGAUCCUCCAAUGAGAAGGGGUGCGGAGCCGGGGUCCUCUUGCUCGGACCAGGGGGUGAGCGAUUUGAGUAUGCCUUGCGGUUCAGCUUCCGGACUUCUAACAACGAGGCUGAGUAUGAAGCAUUUAUUGYCGGCCUGCGAAUCGCUCGAACAUUGGGGGCCUCUUGUGUUAAGGUCUUCAGUGACUCCCAGCUGGUUGUGAGCCAGAUCAAGGACGAAUACCAAGCCAAAGACACCCGAAUGGAGAMGUAUUUGGGCAAGGUCAGAUCAUACCUCGCCCAGUUUCGAACUUACGAGGUAAGCCGGAUUCCGCGAGCAGAAAAUUCUAAUGCUGACGCCUUGGCCAAGUUAGCAUCGGCGUAUGAGACCGACCUCGCCAGGUCGGUCCCCGUCGAGAUCCUAGAUAAUCCCUCGAUCUUAGAACCAGAUCUGAUGGAGGUCGGCGCUCCAGAAUCCUCAUGGAUGGACCCGAUCACGGACUUCAUUAGGGGUAACUCACCACAAGAUCCCAAGGAGCGCAGAAAGUUGGCAAGGCGGACAGCUCGGCUCGUGGUCCGAGAUGGUGCAUUGUACCGACGUGGCUUUUCCCUGCCUCUAUUGAAAUGCCUAACCCCUGAAGAGGGCCUGUACGUCCUCAGAGAGAUCCACGAAGGAGUGUGCGGCAAUCACUCAGGYGCCCGGUCGCUGUCAGCCAAAGUGAUCCGGCAAGGAUACUAUUGGCCGACCCUCAGCCAGGACGCCAAGCAGUUCGUUAGAACUUGCGACAAUUGCCAACGCUACGGAACCAUAAUCCGCCAACCUCCCGAGCUGCUCACCCCCAUCUCGGCCCCGUGGCCAUUCGCGCAGUGGGGGGUAGAUAUCAUUGGUCAUUUCCCUUUGGGCAAGGGCCAGACCAAGUUCGCUGUGGUUGCUGUGGAUUACUUCACCAAGUGGGUCGAAGCCGAGGCGCUCUCCCACAUAACGGAAUCCAGGGUCACGUCCUUCGUAUGGACGAAUAUCAUAUGUCGCUUUGGUAUACCGCAGGCCAUAGUGACAGACAAUGGGAAGCAAUUUGACAACGCCAAGUUCAAAGACUUUUGCAGCAAACUUGGCAUAAGUCAUCUUAGCUCGUCCCCCGCACACCCGCAAGCAAAUGGGCAGGUGGAGGCAGUCAACAAGAUCAUCAAGCGAGGCAUCAAACUUAGACUGGACUCCAAGAAAGGCAGGUGGGUCGAGGAGCUACCAGAGGUUCUGUGGUCGUACUGGACCACCCAACGAGAGUCGACGGGUGAGACCCCGUUCUCCCUGGCCUUCGGCUCCGAAGCUGUAGUCCCGGUUGAGAUCGGCAUGCCAUCUGACAGAGUAGAGCAUUACGACCCUACGACGAAUGAGGAUGAGCUGCUCCUCAACCUCGACUUCCCAUUAGUGAAAAAAUCUAAACAACAAUGGACUUUGUAUGUGGAUGGUUCUUCCAAUGAAAAAGAUUGUGGAGCAAGAAUUCUCCUUCAGUCACCAGAGGGAAUACGUUUUGAGUAUGCACUACGAUUUAGUUUUGGGACGUCAAAUAAUGAAGCUGAGUACGAAGCCUUAUUAGUUGGGCUUCAGAUGGCGCAGAGUAUGGGCGCCGAAUGUCUCUUGAUUCUCAGCGAUUCCCAACUUAUAGUUAAUCAAAUAAUGGAAGAAUUCCAUGCGAAAGAUGGACGAAUGGCCAGGUAUUUGUAG